UUUCCCAUCUGCCCUGGCUGUCACAGGCUGCUUUCCAUUGCCCUAAGGAGUGAUUCUACUGCGGCAACGAGACCAAAUACAACGAAAGUAUUGAUGCUGUAAAAGAAGACGGAUCUUUUGGUAGGCUGGUUAAUGAUGACCACAAGCACCCAAAUGGCAGAAUGCAGAAGACUGAAGUGGAUGGAAGCCCACAUCUUGGUCUGUUUGCUUUAACAGACUUUAAAGAAGGUGAUGAAAUUGCCUACAAUUACGGAGGAGGAGACUGGCCUUGGUGUAGCAAGUCUGCGUGGGUGUAAUCUGACAGAGGAAAGCUGUAGAGUUCUGUCCUCAGUUCUCAGAUCAAACUCCUCCAGACUGAGAGAACUGAACCUGAGUGACAAUAACCUGCAGGAUUCAGGAGUGAAGCUGCUCUCUGCUGGACUGGAGAAUCCACACUGUACACUGGAGAUACUGAGGCUGUGGGGGUGUAAUCUGACAGAGGAAAGCUGUAGAGUUCUGUCCUCAGUUCUCAGAUCAAACUCCUCCAGACUGAGAGAACUGGACCUGAGUAACAAUAACCUGCAGGAUUCAGGAGUGAAGCUGCUCUCUGCUGGACUGGAGAAUCCACACUGUACACUGGAGAUACUGAGGAUGUGGAACUGCAGGAUUACAGAUGAAGGUUGUGCUGCUCUGGCUUCUGCUCUGAGGUCAAACUCCUCAUCACACCUGAGAGAACUGAAUCUGAAGUAUAAUAAUAAUCCAGGAGAAUCAGGAGUGAAGCUGCUCUCUGAUCUACUGAAGGAUCCACACUGUAACCUGGAGACACUACACAUUAAGGCUAAUACACUCACCAGGACUGGCGUAUGACAGGAGUCUCACCUCAAACCUCUUCUCCAGGAUGAAGCAGUCUUGGUGAAGAGUUAGAACCCGUCCCACAUUUCCAGCAGUUUGGGAGCUGAAUCAUUAAACUUAAAGGGGCAGAGCAGACACAAAAUCAACAGGCAGAAGGUCGUACACAGGAGAAAUCAACACACGUUACCAAAUAUCUGCUGCACAAAGCAACGGCACCGAUCUGCCCCGGGGAUGGAGACUGACGAGGCUUAAGUACACGUCCGGAAAUGUACAGCCAACUCAUCCCAAAGCACGAGGCGGGAGCAGGCGUGUACGAGAUGUCAUCGUCCAAUGGCAAGCAGGAACAUGACGCACUGCAGUGGACUGGGCUUAAUAGAGGAGGAGAGAAGACACCCAUCCCUCCCCCGACAUAGACACACGAAUGGAACGUAGUACAAACAGAAAUACAACUGAGGAAGUAACAAUGGCCAAGUAUCAAAUAAAAUGUAAACGUGCAUUGAUGAAGGUAAUGUUGUUAGUAAUUGUUUAUAAAUUACCAUGGUAACACAGAGCUCCAAGGUAUAAAAAUAUGGAGUUUGUCAUCAAUCAAACAGUAACCAGUUUUAAUAUCUAAAAAAGUUUACGUAGCAAAAUUUAGCAAAGCGCUUUACAGUAAAUUAAAAUGUAAAAUUAAACUAAUGAAAUGUUGUGCAGCACAUGCUUAUGUUAUUGUUUGUUUCAUUAUAUGAUCAUAUAAAUAAAUACUCCCAGAGUCCCCAGAAUUGAAAGCUUUGGUGCUGUUAAACAUUUAGAGAUUGAGGUUGUGGUGACUCAGUAUUUCACUCAGUAUAUCUGGGUAAGACACAGUGAACGACUCACUGCUGGCAUUCAUGAAGAAGUCAUAAACUCCACUGGAAUAAUAAAUAGGAUCUAAUAAAACCAUGAUGGAAAUUAUUGGUGUAAGUUUGUUAGGAUAGACUUCCUCCAACCUGGAACUAUAUCCUCCAGUCCACGCGGUGGCGGUAACGCGCUAACAGCUGCGUCUCCGACCAGUAGAAAUCACAGAAGAAGAAAAAGCUGCAGCGGGUAUCUCCUGAGCAGUUGAGUUAUUACACCGAACUAAUCAUCUCCAGAUUAAAUUAUUUCUGACAGUUUUACAGUUAGAUUUGAUCCAGUUUAAAAGUAAAAGCUGGUUAUUUUGUCUGUGUUUGAGGAAUUAAAACUCCGUUCUGUUUUUAAACCCGAG
Molecule: messenger RNA, 2056 nt
Organism: Ictalurus punctatus (channel catfish)
Lineage: Eukaryota; Metazoa; Chordata; Actinopteri; Siluriformes; Ictaluridae
Product: ribonuclease inhibitor
Exons: 6
Coding region: 232-846 (204 amino acids)
Molecular function (GO): protein binding
Source: RefSeq, a predicted model, not a curated record